AUGGAAUAAUUUGAUUCAUUCAAUCCUGUUAGUAUUAGAAACAUUCUUGCAAAAAUUGAAAAUAUUGGUUUCAUUAGUCCAAAUAAAUAAAUUUCCUUAUAUGCAAACAUUUUGAUGAUUUGUCAUGACUUAAUCAUUUAAUUCAUCAAAUCUAAAUAAUAAUCUCUAAUUUGCUUCUUUAUUGAAUACACAGUAAAGUAUUAACUAUUAUCAUAUUAGUUUUAAAAAAAUCAAUCCAAAAGCAAAACUUAUGAGAUUUUUAACUCUUAUCUUAAUUCGUUAGAAUAACAUAAUUCAAAAUUAUCCUCUAUAUUUUUAUAUUUAUUCUAAAAUGAUCAAUGUAGAAAUAUUGCUUUACUUUAUGAAAAAUCUAAUUAAAUUAUAAGAGAUUUUACUAAAAUAAAAAAGGAUUAAUAAUUAGAUGAUAUAACAUUAAAAUUUAAUGAUAUAAUUACAAUAUCUUAAUUAAUUCUUGAUGAAAUAACUGUUGAUGAAAUUAUUAAUUUAUUAACCAAUGAAGUAAUGAAAAAUUUUUAAACUCUUAAUCCUUUACUAGAGUACAAAUUUUUAUUUUAUACUUUUAGAAUCUCCUCAAGUCAUUUAGUUUAACUUUUAAUACUUUACUAUUAGACUUCAUAAACUUUUAAGCCAUUUUCUACUCCUAAAAGAAGUCCAUAUAAAGAUAAAAAAUUUUAGAGUCCCAAAUUAUCAGGUUUUUAUAAAUGGGGUUCUCCAUUUUUUAGUUAAAAUGAAUUUCAUAAGAACCCAUUGAAUAAAAAAUUAUUAGAAGAUUUAGACCAAUAAGCUAAAAAAUAUCCUAAAACAAGAUUUAUGAGCAAUUAAUUUAACUAUUACAGUCCAUUAACACCCAAUAAAACAAGAUCUGAUUUUGAAUCUAAAGAUUCAGUUGUUUCUGAUUUCAUUAAGAUGAAAAGUUAUGAUAAUUCAAAAAAAUAAAGUCCUUCUCUAAUAUACCACACAGAAAACAGUUUUAGUGAAAAAAAAUAAGAUCAAAGUAUUUUAAUUUCUAUAUAUAUAAUUAUAGUAAAAUAAAGUGGUUGCUUAUAUAAUUAUGAAAUUCCAUAGACUCAAUAAGAAUUACAAAAAAUAAUACAAAUGUAUUCAAUUUAGUACUUCGAUCCUUCUAUAUAACUCCCAUAACCAUUAGAUAUUAAGAUUACUUAUGAGCAUCUCAUAGAUCUUUAUACAGAAUUAGAAUAAGAAAUGACAUUUAGAAAAACUAAUUAUAAAGCUAAACAAUAUUUUGCCUCUAUAGAUCCAAGAUAUCUCUAAAUAAACAAAAGUAAUAUAUUUAUUUUUAUAUAGAUGAAAAAAUUGAAGUUAUUUCUUAAAUAGAAGGAUGGAUCUUAGGAAAGAAUGAAUUUGGACAUAUAGGCUGUUGUGCAGAUACUUAUAUCCAAAGAUUGUGA
Messenger RNA from Paramecium sonneborni, 1430 nucleotides. Lineage: Eukaryota; Ciliophora; Oligohymenophorea; Peniculida; Parameciidae. The record is from the annotation of a GenBank genome assembly.